This is a messenger RNA of Argiope bruennichi, 861 nucleotides long. Its product is annotated as fibrous sheath CABYR-binding protein-like. The record is from RefSeq and is a predicted model, not a curated record. The transcript is spliced from 17 exons. Bases 1 to 861 code for a protein of 286 amino acids. Lineage: Eukaryota; Metazoa; Arthropoda; Arachnida; Araneae; Araneidae.
AUGUCGUCUAUUCCGGAUAUGGGGAACGCUACAACGAAUACAUCUAAGAGACAUGAACCUGGCGUAGUAGGGCCAUCUGCAGCGAAUACAUCUAUGAAACAUGAACCUGGCGAAGAAGGGCCAUCUGCAGUGCGUAAAUCUAUGAAACGUGAACCUGACGAAGAAGGACCAUCUGCAGUGCGUAAAUCUAUGAAACGUGAACCCGACGAAGAUGGACCAUCUGCAGUGCGUAAGUCUAUGAAACGUGAACCCGACGAAGAUGGACCAUCUGCAGUGCGUAAAUCUAUGAAACGUGAACCCGACGAAGAUGGACCAUCUGCAGUGCGUAAAUCUAUGAAACGUGAACCCGACGAAGAAGGACCAUCUGCAGUGCGUAUAUCUAUGAAACGUGAACCUGACGAAGAAGGACAAUCUGCAGUGCGUAAGUCUAUGAAACGUGAACCCGACGAAGAAGGACCAUCUGCAGUGCGUAUAUCUAUGAAACGUGAACCUGACGAAGAAGGACAAUCUGCAGUGCGUAAGUCUAUGAAACGUGAACCCGACGAAGAAGGACCAUCUGCAGUGCGUAUAUCUAUGAAACGUGAACCUGACGAAGAAGGACAAUCUGCAGUGCGUAUAUCUAUGAAACGUGAACCUGACGAAGAAGGACAAUCUGCAGAACGUUGCCGUUACUUGGGUCCAGAUCUCGUGAAAGGUCGUUGGAUUCAGAAACAGGAAACUGAAGAAGAUGGACCUUCUCCAGCUUUCCAUUCAAAUGCUAUUACUCCAAAAACAAUAGAAAGACACCAAAAACCACAGAAAGACUCCAAAAACCAUACAAAGAAGCGUAAGAUACAGUUACCAAGAUUGUAUGGAUUAUGA